This is a messenger RNA of Effrenium voratum, 309 nucleotides long. NCBI's taxonomy places the organism in Eukaryota, Dinophyceae, Suessiales, Symbiodiniaceae. The record is from the annotation of a GenBank genome assembly.
AUGUGGUCAAUCAUCGUGGGAGGUGCCAUGCAGGUGCACCCGACUUGGGGUCAACGAGCUUGGUGGUGGCCUCAUCCCAAGCUUCGCGGAGUGGUGCCGUUGGUGCGGGGGCAGGGCCUCCAAGACAUGUUGCUCAUCGACUGCACAUUGCUGGGCUCCAUUGCUCAUCGCUGUGAAGGAGUUUGCUGGACCGGCACCUGUCGGAAUGAGUUCUUCCUCUCUGCGGAGGAGCUACUCUCAAGCUGGCCCGAAAUCCUCAUCAGUUUUGAGAAGUAUGCAGGGAGGAUGAUCGCAUCAGGGAGCUGCUGA